CUUUUUUUUAUUUUGUAUUAAAACUUCAACCUCAAUACAAACAAAUUUUUAUAGAUUUAUUUAGAUUAAUACUACAACUGUAGACAAUGGUCAAGCACACACGCAUAUAUCUGUAUAUUUGUUAAUUUAUAACGUAGUAGAGGUAAUAAAGUUAAUGUAAUUAUAAAAUUUAAAAAAAAAAAAAAAACUUCAUUUACGCAUCGUUAAAAGUUCUGUGGGAAACACCAGCAUCAUCUACGACAAAUGCACUCUUACUAUAUCUCUUUAAAUACUUUUAUACUGUUACUCUGCUAAAUUUUGUCGAAAAAUAAAUUUUUUUUUUUGUUUUUUUUUUUUUUUUCUUUAAAUUUUUUAACGAUUUAGUCAUAAAUAGAUUAUAACAAUAUUAGAAAAAAUAUGUAAGAAGUAAGAGUAAGAGUAAGCGUAGUCGUACGAAAACUGAACAACAAUCGUUAGCUUAGAAGUUCUCCCCCUUCGCUGGCAGUGCUUUUGCACAAUUUUUGUUUUGUUUUUUUCGACGUAUAACGACGAAAGAUGUAUGCAGCGGCAGGGGGUGCUUCGUUGGCGUCACGCCAGGCUCGUCAACGGCAACGACAACAAAAGAAGACUCAACAACUCCAGGCGAAACUACAUCCACCGAAGGGACCGGGUUUAUCGGUCACGGAACAUGGUGCUUCCACACCUACGCGUCAGUCGCGUCAAUUUCAUCAGCUACCGACCAAUUACCUACGUACUCCACAGGCGCAGGUACGUAAGCUUAGCGCUAGCUACACGGCGCAAUCUAAGCUUUUACUGCCAAUCGAAGAGGGUGAUACCCAAUCUGUAUUACACAUGCGUAUGCAUUCGCACGCCCAUGGACAAACUCCGCAUUCACACAGUCAUUCGCACGGUUCACAGCAUCAUCAACAUUUAGCCCAUUACACUGGACCAUCAACAACAGUUCAUCACCACCAUGGCCGGGUUUCACCGAAAUUAGUACACCGUUAUUCGGGUAGUAGUAGUGGCGCUAGUUUCCAACACUCUCAUUUGCCGAAAUCGGCAACAGCGACUUUACCACUGGUUUUACAAAUAGAGGCAACACCACCGAAAAUACGCGACGAAAUUUCUGAUGCAGCUGCUGAAAAGCAACCAUUAACAGCGGGAGGCGAUUCAUGCGAUGAUGAGGAGCAUCAUCAUCAUCAUCAUCAUCGUCAUCAUCAUCCCCCUAUCGGUGCUUUAGAGCGCAAAUGUAGCGUAUAUCGUAUGAAACGUUACGACGCCUUUGACAUUGAAUCGGGCGGGGGUGUAAGGCGUCAAUUGAAAGAAUUGCAAUUUAAUCAACAGCAUCAACAGUACGAACCAUUACCAUCUGAAGAACCUCAUAUGGUAUUUAAAAGUUUUCCCAGUAGUGCUGGACGUAAAGUACAGAUGUGCGCAUAUUGCGAAGAAGGUAUUUGCGUCUGUGAACACAUUGAGUGUGCCCAGGGUCGAGCUGCUUGGUUGGAACGUGGACGACGGUGUAGUGUUCAGGAGGCUCAACAUCAAACUGUUAGUAGUAAACGCUGGGUAAAGAGAAAUCGGAUACAAGACGCAUCUCUAGGUGGCUCUUCUGAUGACGAAGAUCUUUUAGGCGUUUUGCGUGGACCUAGUACAUUUGCCAACGCUUUCCUAUAUGCGGGCUUGGGUACAAUAGCCCUCGGUUUGGUAAUCGCUUUUGUUGGUACUGGCGAGAAAGGCUUUAAAACUGUAGAAUUACGUCUUAUCGGACCGUCUUUAAUAGGCCUAGGCUUCAUUUGUUGCAUGUUGCGCAUCUUAUUUUGCAUUUGUCCUUCGCAUUGCCUGUCGUCAAAUAAAAAUUCUCGUCAAAAGAAUAUUAACAAAAUAGAUGCAGAUCACACAACGUCACUCUUGCAUGGAGAGAGCAAACGGGUGUCCAUUGCACGUGGACCCAAUCAACAGUCCCGUUACCCUUUCACUCAUAAACGCUCCAACACAAAAAUGAUUAAUGAAGGCAUGGAAGCCUUACGACAAAUAGCAACGACAUCUUUAUUUAUGCAAAAUGAACAAAAGCCAUUAACCAAUCGGAUAGUUCCUAUAAUAAAAGAGCCAGAGAACACAAAUGAUACUCCGCUGGAAAUGAAAAAGUUGAACGUUCUAGAAAGCAAAGAAGAUCAAAUAAACGUAAAUGAAGCGGACGAUAUCGUGCGCGAUUUGCCGAUACUGCCCGAUCAAUCGCCGCGAGAUUCGGACGUUUUAAAUCUUCGGCAAAGCACAAAUUCAACCGCACCCAUGAUUAGUGAUAAUAAAUAUGUAGGAGAUUUGUCAUCUUGUAGUGAGAGCAACAAUAGCUGUAAGCUGCUACGACAACGUGUAUCAAUUAAUCAAACAAAAAUGCCGGAGAAAGCAUUGUCACAAAUAUCUCCACUCACUACUCCUCUCAUUUCAAAAGACGAGAACCCCACGGAAUGUAAAUAUCAGAUGGAAACGUCAUUAAUGUAUUUAAAAAACCUAAAACUAGAAAACGGAGUUCGGUCCACUUUACCUGAAAAUAUUGUACAAACAGGCAGCCUAAUGCACUCAUCUCUUACUCCCAUACAUAACGCAUUAAGGAAUCAAACAACAAAACCCGCUGGUACAAGUGCUACCUACGCAGCUGCUUUAUCAGCCGUAAAUGCAAAUCGUGAACGCAAUGAAACUUUAAUAAGAGGACCUCUCGGCAUGCCAAUGCAUAUUUUGACUGCUACAAGUUCUACCAACACACAAACAACUUCAGCUUCUAUUCUAAAAUACACAACAAGCUCCUUAAUCCCUGCUCCACCACCAACGGUUCCAUGUUCAACAAAUGUAUGCCCCUUGAGAGUCAGUUCAGCACAUGAAAACAUACCGGGACAGAUAACAGAGGUGACGAAACAAGUAAAUCUUGUUUCCGGAUCAGCGUUAACAUUAGGAACACAGGCAAAUAAUGUAGCCUUUCCAUCUUCUUCCGCUGCUACUGUAACUGCAACAUACUCGGACAAUUUAUCUUCGAGAAACAUUCCGUUAAAUAUAUUUACUGGUUCAACGACGGCACCAACAAUCAAAUGUGAACCAGAACUUUUACUUAGUCCAGCGAAACUUGGUCAAUAAAUAUUAUAAGACAUUUUUCCCCGAUGAAAUUGUUAUUUAUUUACAAAUGCUUCGGUGUCGUCAUAGCCUUAAUAUUAAUUAACAUCUCGAACGGAGCAUUUUCUAUAUGAUCUCAGCAUGAAGUAAU
Messenger RNA from Glossina fuscipes, 3232 nucleotides. RefSeq lists its product as uncharacterized. NCBI's taxonomy places the organism in Eukaryota, Metazoa, Arthropoda, Insecta, Diptera, Glossinidae. The transcript has 6 exons. The coding region runs from base 535 to 3105 and encodes 856 amino acids. The record is from RefSeq and is a predicted model, not a curated record.